Messenger RNA from Corythoichthys intestinalis (scribbled pipefish), 10971 nucleotides. RefSeq names its product microtubule associated monooxygenase, calponin and LIM domain containing 3a (gene mical3a). The record is from RefSeq and is a predicted model, not a curated record. The transcript has 49 exons. Gene Ontology annotation, molecular function: protein binding; FAD binding. Bases 1660 to 9291 code for a protein of 2543 amino acids. Lineage: Eukaryota; Metazoa; Chordata; Actinopteri; Syngnathiformes; Syngnathidae.
UAAUUUGAGUCAGCAUAGUAUAUAUAGCACAGCAUAGAACAGCAUGAUGUGACGAGUGUGAAUUGCUGUAAUUACCGCAAUUGGACACACUGUGGCAACAGAUCCCAAGAAGAGUGUCUCCUCCAUUUUUCUAAAGAUGAUGUAACGUCUGUCGAUACCGUCAUUCAAAGUUCACAACUGAGCACAGUAGUAACAUUAAAAUUGAAAUUAUUAAAUUAUAUUAUUAUUAUAGACAAAAAGUAUAUAAAAAAAAAAAAAAGGACAAAGAAAUCCAUUGCACACUAACCAAUAUGAGACUUUUCUUAUUGUUAAUUAAUCAUACAUAUUCAUUCACGCAGGAAACCUGUAAGUUUAAAAAAAAUAAUCAUUUUGACCCUAAACUUAUUAAAUUGUAAUAACGGCAUCAUAUAAUGAAAAAUAAUUUUUUUUAAAAUGCAACAGCAUGUCUUCAGCGAUGAAAAAAUGACUCUUUUGAAAUAUUCAUUUUUUUAAAAUGACAGAUUAAUAUGUUUUGCACACAUUUGCUGCCAUUGACUAAUGGACUAAUAGACACCACUGCCAACCCUCCCAGUUCAUGUGGAUUGGACGUCUAUGACAAUAAAUGGCUGCAAAUGAGUUAGUUUGAAUAUUAAUUUAAUAGGCUGCUUUGGCGAGAGCUCCUGACUUUUUUUUUUUUUUUUUUUUUAUAUUCUGGUGCUUGUCCUCUGCAAAUAUCGGGCUCUAUCUCAUCCCAUCAGACGCUACUUCCCUGUAAUCCCAUUAAAGGAUCUAUAAAUCUACUGAGUGAUGCAGCUAAACACUGCAAAUCCCAGCCAACCGCACACUACAGGAGGGCAUGUUCCUUAUAAGCAUUUGACAAAGCAACAAACGCUAAUGAUUUAAUGGUGCGCGCUUCAAUGGAAAUUCAUCAUUAUUUUCUAAUCAUACUAUAUCUAAUCAUGAAUUUGAAUUUUUUGACCUGUCUGUCUUGCCUCUCUCCUUUUCUAAGCUAUUUAACCCCGAUUUGUCUCCUCUUGACACUAUGUCAGUCUGAGCCUAGCCAUAGGGAUUACAGUCCAGCUAAAGGUUACAUACAAUAUAUACUGCAUUCAAAACAUCUCUACUUGGUUUGUAUGGUGAAUCUAUACACAACAAUGUACCUCCGAGUUAUUUUUUUUUUAAAUGAUUCGACUCAGUCGAUAUGUGCAUGUGUGUUUAGCAUGCAAGUUGUUUAUUUUUUUAAAGACUUUUUGGGAGAGGUUCCAAUCCAAGCACCCCCUAGCCCCUUGGUUAAUCCCAGUACCCUCUUUUGAAAGCACAACAAGAACACACCUAAUCUGGAUCGUGAUGGUCAUUACCGCCUGGGUGGUCAGCCAAUAAGGGAUGUAGGGAGGGUGGAGGCGAGUUGUGGAAAGGAGGAGUCAAGUAAGUACUUCUAGCCACUGACCUUGGAGUAGGAAGGGAUGGGAAGCAAUUUGCAUAGUGGGAAAGGCCGCUGAGUUAAGCAGCUCUUGCUUUUGUCAACACGAGAAGAUUCAGCACUACAGAAUGAGAUUGCCCGGGGCUGGAAGUUAGGAUCUUCCCCUGGAAAGAAACCAAAAACGUCAUACAGGCUGUGGAUGGACCAGAGACCCCUGUGUAGGGGUGAAGGGCCCUAUCAGCCCUUUGUGAGUCUGGACCAUGGGGGAUGGAGGAGUCUGUGCAUCUGGAGGAGAACGGGUCAACCAGUCCCAUGUCCUGUUUGAUAAAUUUGUCCAGGCAACCACAUGUAAGGGCACGCUCAAGGCCUUCCAGGAGCUGUGUGAUCACUUGGAUGUCAAGCCCACAGAGUACAGGGUCUUUUACCACAGACUCAAAUCCAAGCUCAACUAUUGGAAGGCGAAAGCUCUUUGGGCCAAGUUAGACAAGCGGGCCAGCCAGAAAGAGUAUAAGAAGGGUCGUGCCUGCACCUCUUCAAAGUGUCUGAUCAUUGGUGCUGGGCCAUGUGGAUUACGAACAGCCAUAGAGCUGGCCUUCCUGGGUGCCAAAGUUGUGCUGUUGGAGAAGAGGGAUGCCUUCUCCAGGAACAACGUGCUCCACCUUUGGCCCUUCACUAUACAGGACCUGAGGGGUCUUGGGGCCAAGAAAUUCUACGGAAAGUUCUGCGCCGGUUCAAUUGAUCAUAUCAGUAUUCGUCAACUUCAACUCAUGCUCCUCAAAGUGGCUCUCCUCUUGGGCAUUGAAAUCCAUGUCAACGUAGAGUUCAAAGCGCUUAUUGAACCUCCUGAGGACCAGGAGAGUGAAAGGAUAGGCUGGAGGGCUGAGGUCCACCCCAGGACACACCCUGUCAAUGAAUUAGAGUUUGACGUGAUCAUCGGAGCAGACGGAAGGAGAAACACCCUGCCAGGUUUUCGCCGCAAGGAGUUCCGUGGCAAGCUUGCAAUAGCCAUCACCGCAAACUUCAUUAACAGGAAUACGACAGCCGAAGCUAAGGUGGAAGAAAUCAGCGGAGUUGCCUUCAUCUUCAAUCAGAAGUUUUUUCAAGACCUCAGAGAAGCGACAGGUAUUGACCUGGAAAAUAUUGUCUAUUACAAAGAUGACACACACUACUUUGUGAUGACUGCCAAAAAACAAAGCCUGCUGGAGAAAGGAGUCAUUCUGCAUGACUACGCGGACACAGAGCUGCUUCUUUCAAGAGCAAACGUGGAUCAGGUUGCACUCUUGUCUUAUGCCCGUGAGGCAGCAGAUUUCUCAACCAACCACCAGCUGCCCACACUGGAUUUUGCCAUUAACCACUAUGGCCAGCCUGAUGUUGCCAUGUUUGACUUCACCUGCAUGUACGCGUCUGAGAACGCCGCCAUGGUGCGCCAGCGCAACGGCCAUAAGCUGCUGGUGGCGUUAGUUGGAGACAGCCUGCUGGAGCCCUUUUGGCCCAUGGGUACUGGCAUUGCCCGAGGUUUCCUGGCAGCCAUGGACUCAGGAUGGAUGGUGAAGAGCUGGGCUCAGGGAAAACAACCAUUAGAAGUGCUGUCUGAGAGGGAGAGUAUUUAUCGUCUCCUGCCUCAGACCACACCAGAAAAUGUCAGCAAGAACUUCAGUCACUACAGCGUAGAUCCCACUACACGCUACCCCAAUAUUAGCCUUAAUUUCCUUAGACCUAGCCAGGUACGGCACCUUCUAGACACAGGAGAGUCCACAGAAAUGCGCAUUGAAAUUGAGAAUGUGAUCAACUCAUCAACACCCAAGUUAAUCAGGAAUGACAACUGCCUGCUUGAGAAGCAGUUGCAAGAAUCCAUAGCAAGAUCCAGUAAACUUCUCAAUUGGUGCCAGAGACAAACAGAAGGAUACCGAAAUGUUUGCGUUAAAGACCUCACCAUGUCUUGGAAGAGUGGUCUGGCACUGUGUGCGCUUAUCCACCGAUACCGUCCAGAUCUCAUUGACUUUGAUUCUCUAGAUGAGCAAGACCAGGAAAAGAACAACCAGUUGGGUUUCGAUGUGGCUGAGCGGGAAUUUGGCAUCUCACCCUGCAUGACUGGCAAGGAGAUGUCUUCUGUGGUGGAGCCCGACAAACUUUCAAUGGUCAUGUACCUCAGCCAGUUCUAUGAAAUGUUUAGGGACACAGUGCCACCUGGAGAUAAUCAAAAUCUGAGUCCAGAGGAGAAGGUUGCUCUCAUGGCAAGUACCAAAUCCCCCAUCUCCUUCCUGAGCAAACUUGGUCAGAGCAUAGCAAUCUCAAGGAAGCGCAACCCCAAGGACAAAAAAGAAAAGGAUGUUGACAGUUUGGGGAAAAGAAGAAAAACCAGCCAGUCCGAAGAAGAGGAAGCAUCCAAGGCUGGUCGUGAGGAAAGACAGGCGAGUAUCCAUGCUUUGUUGUCAGAGAAGAAGAUGGACUCUGCUGUUGCAGUGAACAACAAUAAAGUCAAGGUCAUGGCAAAUCAGCUGCUGGCCAAGUUUGAAGAAAAUGCUCCCGCCCAGGGUUCAGGACUCAAAAGACAGGGGGACUCUCUGCCCAAUCUGGACUGUAUUUUGCACCCGACCCCGUCUAAGCCCCUUGAGCCAGUGCGGCUAGCACCUGUACCAGCUUGGAGAAAGAGGCGCACACAGCAGCAGGAGCAGCUGAGUAUUCGCUACAAAGAAAAGAUCAAGUGUCAGACGCUGCCCAACAGGGGGGAGCAGGCCAGAAGCGUUGGAGACCAACCAGCCAUCUUAGGCUCUCGGAGCUGCCCAAAGAAAACCAUUCUGCUCCUUUCUUCCUCCUCCUCCACUUCUUCGCUCUCUCUCCAUACAGAGCAUUUGGGUGUGACUCCGGAAGAAGAGGAGCUUGAAUACUAUGAGAAGCCUGUGAAUUACGGGGAUUGGAAGCCUUUGCACCGGAACGAUCCAGGACCUAUCCAUGUACCUGGUAUACAGGAGAGGGCUGACCGUCUAAUCUCAAAAUUUAAGGGAAAAAAUGACAAGCCCCCAAAGCCCAAGAAAAAGCCGUCCCGUUUCUUUUUAGAGCAGUGGCAUUUGUCCCGUGGCCUCUCUGAGCAUCCGAGUUUACCACUCUCAGCUUCGGAGUCUUGUAGAAAGAAGCCAGCAAAGUCUUUAUGUUCGGCUGCACCAAUGCCCUUAUAUGUGCUUAGUAUUCAGGAGAGGGCUGACCAACUUGCCUCUCAGUUGGAGGGCAGGUCAACAGGACCCAAGCCAAAGAAAAAACCAUCACGGUUUUUCAUGGAACAGUGGCAUCUCGCCCGAGCCCAAAGUGCUUCGGAGUCUUCACUCUUUUCUGACAACUUGAGACAGCACUAUGUAAGGAUGUACACAGGGGGAGUUAGCUCAUUGGCUGAGCAGAUAGCCAAUCAGCUUCAGGAAGUGCCCAAACCAUUACCUGAGAAAAGAGAUGUGGGUUCUUUCAGAAAAGAAUUCCCUGUCAAUAUUGGAGGCAGCGAUGUUUGUUUCUUCUGUCGGAAGCGAGUGUAUGUUAUGGAGAGACUGAGCGCUGAAGGGAAAUUCUUCCAUCGCAGCUGCUUCAAGUGCGAUUACUGCGGCACCACACUCCGACUGUCCUCCUAUGCCUUUGAUGUGGAGGACGGGAAAUUUUACUGCAAGCCACACUAUUGUCAUCGUCUGUCUGGCUAUGCUCAAAGAAAGACACGUGCACCUUCUCCUUCCCCAGCUCCAGCUACAUCUACGGAGAACCAGGAGCCCGCAAGCCCUGCAGCAAUGGUGGACGCCCCUGGAAGGGCAAUAGCAGUGGCAGGCCCCUCAGCCGAUAUCCGGCCCUCAGUACCGGAAGCUAACGGCCUGCAGGAGCCAAGCCUGGCAAAGCGGCUUCACGCAACACCCGAGCGAAUUGAGCUGGAGAACUACCGACUGUCCCUGCAGAAGGAAGAGGAGCUGGAAGAGGUGCCGGAGGAAACGCUGGCAGAACAUAAUCUCAGCAGUGUACUGGAUAAAGCUACAGAUGUCGACUUGGGCUCCAGUAGCUCAGACUCGGACAUGGAGGAGGACGACGAACAGGAAGACCAAGAGGAGGUGGAAGUUGAGUUGGAGGAGGAGCAGCAACCUCGCAGUCCUUCAGACCUUGGAGGCGUCCCUUGGAAGGAGGCAGUCCAGCUUCAUGCCCAACUUAGAGGUGACCAUUGUGACGUAGACGAUGAGGACGAUGACGAUGAGGAGUCAAGCGAAGAGGGCGAUUACUGCCCCUGGGACAGGGAGCUCCAGUCAGGCCUUUGGCUGGAGAAGUACAUCACAGACGAAGAUGAUGUUUGUACUUUUAAAGCUAAAAACCUACAAAUUCAACAAGUCCUGCAGCCUUUGGAUCCGCUAGCAAUUCCAGGUGUGAGGGAAACACAUGAAGACUCAGAGACAGAUGGGGGUGGCCAACUGGCUUCGGCCUCGCAGCCCAUUGAGUGUACACAGGCUUCAUCUACAGCCCCUGCCCACACAUCUGCCCGGCACGAAGCAGUGCGAGUCUGGUUGGAGUCGAUGUCUGGAGAACCAUGUGAUGAUGAUGAUGAUCUGGAAGCAGAAGCAGAUAGUCAAGAUGUUGAGCCUGGUACAGAAAUGGAUCAAGAUGACAUCCCCUCUGAUGCUGAAGCUGAGGCACGUUUGCACCCAACAGUGCACAGUAAUGCUAUUCCAGAGGAAGACAAAUUAUCUGAGAGUGAAGAAAUGGCUUCAAGUAUUGGAGUACAUGACACUGAACCGGUAGAGAAAGAAGAUGCCGUCUUAUCGCCAGUUUCUCCAGCAAUAGAAUCUGAAAGAGAGGUUAAGUCUUCAGAUACCUGCCUUUUCCCAGAACCACUGGUUUCUGAGGAAUUAAAAGUUGAGCGGACAACACCAUCGCCAGCUUCCAAAAGCCCCUCGCCUGUCUUUAAGCCUUCCCCGGUUAUGUCUCCAGCUGCUGCCUCUGGGAAAGUUCCUUUCUCCCCCUUAAACAACUCGCCUUCCAACUCAACCCCAGUCUCGCCGGUUACACCAGUUGUCGAGACCCCUGUCCGAUCCCCGUUGAAGUCACAGGCUGGCUCACCAAUCUGUUCCCAGCCUACGCCACUACCAGAGACAUGCCCACCAAAGUCUCCUGUCUACACUAAUCGAUCAAUUUGCCCUCUCACAGGCAACCCACUCUCUCCAAUAUGUGCACAGCCUUUACCCUGUCACGAACCUUCAUCACCUGCAAACUCUGAAUCCCCUGUCAGAACACAGCCUAUCCCAAAUGUCACAUCAACGCCCAUCGUCAGAAAUGACGGAGCCGCGUCAGAUUUGGAAGAUGCCUCAACAGAUGAAUCCCUGUCGAAAAAGACAGAUAUUAUUGAGGAAUUUUGGUUGAAGAGUGCUGAGAUCCGAAAGAGUCUUGGUCUCUCCCCUCUAGACCGAAGUAGUAAAAUCUUGGAGGUGAGUGUUGCCAAGACUCAAACACCAACCUCCACACCUGCCAAAACACAGACUCGGGAUGUGUCAGAAGAACAGAAACCUGCUUUUACUGGGCGUACUGUGAUUCGCAGACUCAACAUCACUCUCCAAGGUCAAGUCAUAACACCCAUUGCCUCUGUGGAGGCCAAAAAUAAUGACCCAGACAGGAAAGAAUUGAGCAGCAGUUCGGGUCUGGGCCUAAAUGGUGCACAAACGGCUAACACUGAUGGCAACAACACUUCGGACUCGAUCAUGCUGACCCCACCGUCCAGUCCUCCACCACCUGUGCCUAAUAAUCAAUCUCCCGCAAUACUCAGGCUGCAAAAACACCAGGUCUCUUGGGGCGACGGGACAGAAAAACCUCCAUGUGAGCUUGCCAAAGAAUCACCAAAAACAAAGACCCCCGUCCCUGCACAGAGAGCCCAGCAGAGUCCUGUUUCUGCACCCACACCUGCUCCCAGGAAGGUGUUGUCACCAUCAAAAGAUCUGAUAGAAACGCCGGUUGUUAUCAUGAGGGAGAAGAAAAGGAAGCCUCAUUCAGAGGAGCUGAGGAAGUCUUUUGUUGAGACUGUGGAAGAAAUUCCAUUUGCUGAUGAUGUAGAGGAGAACUUUGAUGAGCGGGCGCCGGACACCGGCUCAAAUAAGUUUUCCACUGCACCUACGAGUAAGGCCUCCGCGGAAAGACCUCCCUUUCAUUUGGCUUUAGCAAUGGAGAAUGGCAAACCCAUUAUUCCUGUCAAUCCAGCCUCUAAAACGCAGAGGGCCACUCAAUUCUCCCCUGAAGCUAAGGAGAUAGCUGAGGAGAGGAUAAGGGCAAGAGAAAAGUCUAUUAAAAGCCAGGCUCUCAAAGAUGCAAUGGCCCAGCAGCUAAAUAAAAUGAAAGAGACCACCAUAGAAGUGGUGGCUUCGCCUAAAGCGGCCUGGAGUGUCACACCAGAAGUCACUGGAAAAACUCUAAAAUCUGCCGUAACUCCAAAGACAACUGCUGUAUUAGCUCUGGAAUCCAAGAAGGCAGAGAUGCUACCAGAGCGUCUCUUUAGCAGCAAUAGGAGUCUGGACAGUUCAGUGGCAUCAUCUGACAGCUCGUCCACGAGUAAGAGCAAAAAGCGAAGUUCGCUCUUCUCUCCGCGAAAAAACAAGAAAGAGAAGAAAUCAAAGAACGACGUUAGCCGUCUCUCUGGCGCGGAAGAGACGCCGCCUAAGCACAAGUCUCUGUGGAAGGCUGUCUUCUCAGGGUACAAAAAGGACAAAAAGAAGAAAGAUAACAAAUCAUGUCCCAGUACACCAUCAUCGAACUCUACCACUCAGGAUUCUGGGAAGAAGAGAACCUCGCCUGUUGGAAAAUCAGCAGAUGCAAAGUCACGCAGAAACUUGAGUUUUUCUGAGGAUUCUGACCUGUCAUGUGACGACGUUCUGGAGAGAUCAUCCCAGAGGUCAAAGGCAGAUCGGCACACGGACAUCUUUGACCUAGUAUCAGGCAUCCAGAAGGAGGCAAUGAAGGAGGAGAAACUGGACAAGGAGAUAAAGAGGGAGUUAAAAGAAAGAAAAGGGGUGAAAGUGAAGCGCAAAGAAAGAGAACAGGAAAAAGCGGUUGGUCGCGAAAAGGAAAAGGAAGAUGAGGAGUCUGUUUAUGUCCCUCAUGCACUGGCGUUCAAGAGAUCAUAUGCCUCAAAGAAAACCUACACGGAAGAGGAGCUCAACGCCAAGUUGACGCGGCGAGUCCAGAAAGCUGCUCGACGGCAAGCUAAGCAAGAAGAACUCAAGAGGUUACACCGAGCCCAGAUUAUUCAAAGGCAGCUUGAGCAGGUGGAGGAGAAGCAGAGGCAGCUGGAGGAGAGAGGCGUGGCUGUGGAAAAGGCACUGCGAGGAGAAGCAGGAAUGUACAAAGGUACUUAUACAUUACCCAAACAGCACAAAAGAAGAUCAGACUAUUGGGGAGAUUCUAAUUACAGUGAAAUCCUGGACUUACAUCUGGGCGUCCCCCGCUCGCUUUCCCCCUGUCUUGUGGAAGUUGAAUCCUUUGUGGGGGCGGACCGUCGGAGAUCUCUCCCCUUCUGCCUCUGCUGUUCCCCUGAAGGCAUGGGCAAGAAAGACGAUCCCAAACUAAUGCAGGAGUGGUUCAAGCUGGUGCAGGAGAAGAACGCCCUUGUCCGCUAUGAAUCCGAACUCAUGAUAUUUGCCAGAGAACUGGAGCUGGAGGACCGUCAGAGCCGAUUGCAGCAGGAGCUACGGGAGCGAAUGGCUGUGGAAGACCACCUGAAGACUGAGAAGGAGCUUGCUCAAGAAAAGCAGAUCUUAAAUGAGAUGCUUGAAGUUGUGGAGCAGCGCGAUUCCCUGGUGGCGCUCCUGGAGGAGCAGAGGCUUCGAGAGAAGGAGGAAGACAAGGACCUGGAGGCUGUGAUGCUCUCCAAAGGCUUCAACCUUAAUUGGGUUUAACAAAAUGCAACCUAUUGUUCCAAUAGAUUUGAGGUUGAAACCCUGCCUUUAUCGUCAGCAUAGUGCAGUCAACAUGGAAGGAAAAAAAAGCAGUUAUUGUGGGAUUGUCACUCCUGCAGCGGUAAAUGUGUAAAGAUUCCCCAACAAUCACGUAUACACAAACCCAGAGAUUGCUUAAAGCGACCUGCCGCUUUUCCACAUCCUUAGCCCACAGGCAGCCCUAGUUCAUCACUUAAGGUUCGCAAUGUCACUGUGGGCUGAAAGACCGUACACUAACAGUUGGUCAUCGCACCUCUUGAAGCGCUGGCACCGUUGGCAGUGUUUAGACUUGUUGGAUCCAGAAUCAUCUAAACGGAAUGCUCCAAUCUGGUCCUGCUGAUGUAAAGGAAAUGUAAAGAAUUGUGUUUUGUAAAUAAGUUGUUUAGAUACAGCCACAUUUUCCUGCAGUUCAAGAUCCUCAUGUUGUCGUUGGCGAGAACAAAAAGGAAUACUGCCAAGGUUAUUGUGAAGCUGCCUUCCUGUCCUCUGGCACACAAAUUUUAUUAACAUUUAUUGAUUGGCCGUACACAUACACUUGCAUGGUAUUUACGUUUGUCCGUUAAAAGCCUUACCAAAACACGAAACACGAGUGAUUCCAUCAGAAUGUCACGAGCACCAAAACGUAGUGUGCCUUUGAGCCUUUGUGACUCGUCAGCACCAACAGCCAGCACCCAUCACAGAUACUAAAUAAUAAUGCAUUGGAUUAAUAUGACUGUUUUCAGGACACUCAAAGAUGGUUUACAUUGAAUUAUUUCUACACACUAGAUGGUGGUAAGUUUCUAUUGUAGCCACAACUGCCCCGUGGCAGUCUUACAGAAGCGAGACAGCCAAUUUAUACCAUUGGCCCACCUGCCCACGAUCAACCGCUCAUUCUCAAACUACAUUCACACAGGCAUGAAGGGUGAAGUAUCUUGGCUAAGAAUAAGAAUACAACAACAAUGGAAAUAAGUGGGAGCUGAAAUCAAAUCCCCGAUCCUUCUACCCGCUUAACUUGGUAAGACUUGUAUACGGAUUGGGGGGGGGGGGGUCCUAUGCCACGCAACAUGCCGGGCAAAUUCCGCUCUAGCAAACGACGGGAUCAAAAUGUGAAAACAGCCUAACUGCAGCCGCUAUUUUGUCCCCGACUGCAAGGACACAGCAUUAGAGAACUUGAACGCGUUUGCUAAUUCACCAUCUCUGAAUUGACCUCCCUAGUGUUUUCUGUUUAUUGUCCCUGAAAUGCAAUGAACAGGUAGUUGUCACAUUUACAACGUUAUCCUAAAGGAGAAAACUCCUUAACGUCCUUUUGUGAUUAUAAAUAUUUGUGAUUGGCAAGUGAUCAGUGCAGGGUGCUCCAGUCACUUAGGAUAGGCAUUAGCUUCCCAGUGACCUUGAAAAGAUUCAAAGUGUAUUCAGAAGAUUACAGGGAAGUUGUGUUUUACCUUUUUAUUCAUUUAUAUGUACAUAUUAAACUGUCAAGGGAGAAUAAAAGCGUUUCACAUGAUUGACAGUGAAGGCACCCCUCCUCAACAUAAAAUUCACUGUAUUUGUUGGCUAAUGUUUACACAAUUGUCCAUAUCAUGUCUUGUAUUUUAUGUUUCCUUACAACAAAAUGCAAGUGAGGAGAUUCAGUGUUCAAACAUGCAGAUGCCUUUUUUUUGG